Molecule: messenger RNA, 2590 nt
Organism: Meleagris gallopavo (turkey)
Lineage: Eukaryota; Metazoa; Chordata; Aves; Galliformes; Phasianidae
Source: RefSeq, a predicted model, not a curated record
GGCCGCAUCGAGUACCUGGUGAAAUGGAAGGGCUGGGCCAUCAAGUACAGCACCUAGCCCGAGGAGAACAUCCUGGACUCCCGCCUCAUCGCCGCCUUCGAGCAGAAGGAGCGCGAGCGGGAGCUGUACGGGCCCAAGAAGAGAGGACCGAAGCCCAAAACUUUUCUGCUGAAGGCUCGGGCCCAAGCGGAGGCCCUCCACAUUGGGGAUGUACACUUUUCUGUCAAGCCUGGUUCUAGCACCUCAUCUCCCAAGCUCCACUCCAGCGCCGCAGUGCACCGGCUCAAGAAAGACAUCCGGCGAUGCCACCGCAUGUCCCGGCGUCCCCUGCCCCGUCCCGACCCCCAGAAUGGCGGAAGCGUGGGUGGCGGGGCCGGCAUCCGUCCCCCCGUCUCACCCUUCUCGGAGACCGUCCGCAUCAUCAACCGCAAGGUGAAACCCCGUGAGCCCAAACGCAGCCGCAUCAUCCUCAACCUCAAACAGGAGCUGCCAUCCCGCCCCAAUGGGUCAGCGCCCACUGCCCCAGCGCUUGCCCGCGAUGCGUUGCACAGCAAGAUGGAGCAGCUGGAGGAGCAGCUCCUGGCCAAGAUCCUCGCCCUGCAGAAGGAGAGGCACGCUGCCAACACGGACCGCAGCCAGCAGCAGCAUGACAUCGAGAAGGAGCUCAAUGCCCUGCAGAACCGAGUGGCGGAGCUGGAGCACGGAGCUCCAAGCUACAGCCCUCCUGAUGCCUUCAAGGUGACUAUCCCGGUGCAGAACAACUACAUGUACGCCCGCAUGAAGAAGAGCCUGCCGGAGCUCUAUGCCUUCACCAUCUGCAUGUGGCUGAAGUCCAAGGCCUUGUCAGGGCUUGGCACCCCUUUCUCCUACUCUGUCCCCACCCAAGCCAACGAGAUCGUGCUGCUUGAGUGGGGCAGCAACCCCCUGGAGCUGCUCAUCAAUGACAAGGUUGCCCAGCUGCCGCUGAGCCUGAAGGACAAGGCCUGGCACCACGUCUGUGUGGCAUGGACCACUCGUGAUGGCAAGUGGUCGGCGUAUCAGGACGGUGAGCAGCGGGGCUCCGGUGAGAACCUGGCUUCCUGGCAUGCCAUCAAGCCACAGGGCGUCAUCAUCCUGGGCCAGGAGCAGGACACUCUGGGCGGCCGCUUCGAUGCCACGCAGGCCUUUGUGGGGGAGCUGGCCCAUUUUGCUGUUUGGGACCACAUGCUGGCUCCAGCGGAGAUCCUGGCCUUGGCCAACUGUACCUCGCACCUGCAAGGCAACGUCAUCCAGUGGGACGACCAGGCUGUCGAGGUCUUUGGAGGGGCCAGCAAGGCAGCCUUCACCGCCUGCGACGAGGGGAGGAAGGCGUGAACGGCACUCUCAGCUCCAGGCUGCCCUUCCAACCCUCCCAGAUCAACGAGACCCUCUCACCACCACCACCACCCUAUGAUGGGGCGAUGUUCGAGGCCUUCAGGGGAGGUCCCACGGCAGCCCCUCGCUCCUCCUGCCCCUCACCUUGCCCUGUUUUGUUUUGGGCCCUGGGCAUUGGGGAUAUGGGGGGGGCUGGGAGUAGGACAUCCCCUACACUUCUUUAUUUUCAUCGCCCUGAUGUCUGGUUUUGUGAGUCUGCUCCCUCCGAGCCCCUCUUCUCCAUCAGCCAUUCUUCAGAAUCGUCCUCCCCCCAUGGGAUGAAAAAAGUCCUGUGAGGGGGAUCUGUUACUUUUACUUUAAGCUUUCCCUGUGCCACAUAAGGCACAGAAAGAGGGUCAGAGACUCGUCCUCGUGCACCCAGCCCUGGUCAGGGUGGAGGAAAUGAAGCAAAAGUGAGGAAAAGGGGCAAGGGGAGAGGUGUGCCCCAUUGCCCCCCCAGCCUUUUGGGGCUGAGUUGCUUGCAGUGGUGCUGGCCUCACCCAUGCCUCGGCCCCUGCUUUGAGCUGGCUGGGGAUGCUGGGGCCUCGUAGAGUGCCUGAGGAUGCGAUGUUUCCUUGCUGGUGUCUCAAUAUGUCUGUGCCAGGGGUUUUUUGGGGGGGUCUCACGGUGUGAUGUCCAGCUUCCAGCACUCCUCCAAGCCCACCAUGUCCCACUUUGCACCUCCUGCCUAGGGACCAGGGGGCAGAGGGAACAACCCAUCAGGGUGGGGGGAUGCAGUGGGGAUGCAGUGCGGCCCCUGUGCCGAGUGGGAAACACUGUGAUCUUCAUGCCACCCCUCCCCCCGUCCCCCAGUCGCUCGCUUGUGCGUGGCCGUGUCGUGUUGGGACAUUCCUUUUGUAACGCUGGCUGUGGGCAAUAAACGUGGCGUGUCUGUCGGAGCCUCGUGGGGCUGCAAACCUGGUGGAAAAAGAAGGCAAAAAUCCCUAUGGGGAUACUGGGUGUAUGCCUGGAGGAAGGCAGCAGAGCUCUGGGAGCUCAGGGCUGCAGGAUGCUCUGCAGCUCUCACCUAAGGCUCUCUCCUGGGGGCUUGGAGGCAAUCGGGCUGAAUGGGGAACAUGGAAAGGCUAUAAUUUACCCAGGCAUUUUAAAGGCUUAUGGCAAACUCCCCCGAAUAAGGCUCUUAAGGAAAUGAAGUCAUUAUGGAGAGAUUAAAAACUAGUUAAGAGGCAGGAAAUCA